AUGGCGCUGGGGACGCUGGAGCUGGAGGAGCUGGAGCUAGAGGUGCUGGAGCUGGAGGCCUUGGCACUGGAGGCGUUGGAGCUGCAGGCACUAGUACUGGAGGCGCUGGAGCUGGAGGCGCUGGAGCUAAAGGCCCUGGAGCUGGAGGCGCUGGAGCUGGAGACGCUGGAGCUGGAGGCGCUGGAGCUGGAGACGCUGGAGCUGGAGGCGCUUCUUCCUUCGUCCACUGCCCUUCCUCCGGCCUCACCACUGCCUUCCCCGCCUCGUUACACUGAGCAGCCGGUCUCCCUUACAGAGCGUCGUGAGCCUGAGUCUUGUCCUGUCUCCCCUGUUCGCACUGUUCGCCGUGCUCGUCGUGUCCCGCGUCCGCGUCCUCCUCCUGUGCCGGGCACUCACACCAUGGCACUUCGUCCUUCCUCUGUUCCACAGCGCGUCCCUCUGCCGUCUCAUCCUGCGUCCUCUCUUCCUGAGGUUCCGGACCCUGAGUCUUACCGUGUUGGUGCUGCCAACCCUACUGUCACCCGUCUCCUGGCUACUAUUGUAACUGACCUGUCGUUUGAGUCGACUGCUACGUCUGCCUUAGUUGUUGAGCUUGUGGACUUUGAUGCUGCGUGUCGUAUAGACUACGCCGCCAUUCUUGUUAUUGAGUCUGAAUCUGUCUGUCCUCCGUCCGUCGGGGGUGAGUGUGCUCUUGGCACGGACGUCCUUGAGGACAGGCACGAGGACCUUGAGUGUCUUGCGGCUGCUGUACCUCAUUUUGUGGCCUGGCUGCUUGCACCUGAGGGAGACCCGGAUGCACUGGACAUCCCGACCCCGCGCUCUUACGCAGAGGCGAUCACGGGUCCCUACUCCUCUCAGUGGCAGACAGCCAUAGACGCAGAGAUGGCAUCCUGGAAGUCCACAGGCACUUACGUCGAUGCAGUUCCCCCUCCUGGGGCGAACAUAGUCGAUGGCAUGUGGAUUUUCAGGGUGAAGCGGCCGCUGGGUUCUCCGCCUGUCUUCAAGGCUCAUUACGUUGCACGAGGUUUCAGUCAGCGACAGGGAGUUGACUUCUUUCAGACCUUCUCCCCUACCCCAAAGAUGACCACUCUUUCGGUGCUGCUGCACGUUGCCGCUCAGCGUGACUACGAGCUUCACUCUCUUUACUUCAGCACAGCGUUCUUACAUGGCAGCCUCCACGAGGUUAUCUGGCUGCGCCACCCACCUGGCUUCACUGGGUCGUUUCCUGCUGGUACCCAGUGGAGCCUCCGGCGGCCAGUCUACGGUCUCCGCUAG
This is a messenger RNA of Closterium sp. Yama58-4, 1275 nucleotides long. NCBI's taxonomy places the organism in Eukaryota, Viridiplantae, Streptophyta, Zygnematophyceae, Desmidiales, Closteriaceae. The record is from the annotation of a GenBank genome assembly.